Messenger RNA from Stylophora pistillata, 4831 nucleotides. Its product is annotated as sushi, von Willebrand factor type A, EGF and pentraxin domain-containing protein 1. The record is from RefSeq and is a predicted model, not a curated record. Gene Ontology annotation, molecular function: calcium ion binding. NCBI's taxonomy places the organism in Eukaryota, Metazoa, Cnidaria, Anthozoa, Scleractinia, Pocilloporidae.
AUUUUAGCUGUUUGCGUCGAUCCUGGGAAGCCUGUUAAUGGCAGCAGAAUAGGGGAUACCUUCCUUGAUGGUCAGGCUGUGGCAUUCAGUUGCAGACCAAGUCACACACUGAUUGGCGCGCCAAUUUUACGGUGUAUAGCUGGAAAAUGGAAUAAGCCUACACCGAAGUGUAAAGCGUCAUGCAAGGAUCCAGGCACUCCUAAAAAUGGUGUCAGACAUGGCACCGAGUUUACUCACAACAAGCGAAUAUCCUUCGCAUGUCUUGCGGGAUUUCAGCUGACAGGCACUGCAAACGUAGUGUGUAUUAAUGGAAAGUGGAGUGCAUCCACGCCUCAAUGCAAAGCUGUUUGCGUCGAUCCUGGGAAGCCUGUUAAUGGCAGCAGAAUAGGGGAUACCUUCCUUGAUGGUCAGGCUGUGGCAUUCAGUUGCAGACCGAGUCACACACUGAUUGGCGCGCCAAUUUUACGGUGCGUAGCUGGAAAAUGGAAUAAGCCUACACCUAAAUGUAAAGCUUCGUGUCCAGACCUUGUUGCCCCUAUAAAUGGCCGAGCUAUUGAUUUCAAGCCUGGUUACCGUCACGGAGAACAAGCGAAGUUUUCGUGCGAUUCAGGGUUUAAAUUAAUUGGGUCAUCAAACAUCAGGUGUCUCGAUGGAAAGUGGAGCUCAACAACUCCUUUUUGUAAAGCUACUUGUAAAGAUCCUGGAGUCCCAUUGAAUGGAAAAAGGAAAGGAAGCACAUUCAUCGACGGUGACACAGUGGAGUUUCUUUGCGACGAAAACUUCAGCCUCGUUGGUUCAUCGAUCAGUCGUUGUUUGGGUGGAAGGUGGAGCUCGGCUUUUCCAGAAUGUAAAGCUUCUUGCCCAGACCCUGGAAUACCCGUGAAUGGUGAAAGGGUUAACGGGAGUUUUGCACAUGGCAAGCACUUGCAGUUCAGGUGUAAACCAGGAUUUUGGUUGGUGGGAAGUCAGCUAAUCGUUUGUAGAGAAGGUACAUGGAGCAACGAAAUUCCCACGUGUAGAGCAUCCUGUCCUGAUCCUGGUAUACCGAGACAUGGCAGAAGAAUCGGUUCUAAUUUUGGUCACGGUGGCCAGGUGACAUUCGGGUGUUUAAAGGAUUUCACCCGGCUGGGAAGUCAGUCUAUGACGUGUCACGACGGGAAAUGGAGCUCUGUUGUCCCUGUCUGCAAAGCGUCAUGCAAGGACCCAGGCACUCCUAAAAAUGGUGUCAGACAUGGUAACGAGUUUACUCACAACAAGCGAAUAUCCUUCACAUGUUCUGCGGCAUUUCAGCUAACAGGCACUCCAAACGUAGUGUGUAUUAAUGGAAAGUGGAGUGCAUCCACGCCUCAAUGCAAAGCUGUUUGCGUCGAUCCUGGGAAGCCUGUUAAUGGCAGCAGAAUAGGGGAUACCUUCCUUGAUGGUCAGGCCGUGGCAUUUAGUUGCGGACCAAGUCACACGCUGAUUGGUGCGCCAAUUUUGCGGUGCGUAGCUGGAAAAUGGAAUAAGCCUACACCCAAGUGUAAAGCCUCGUGUCCAGACCCUGUUGCUCCUGUAAAUGGCCGAGCUAUUGAUUUCAAACCUGGUUACCGUCACGGAGAACAAGCGAAGUUUUCGUGCGAUUCAGGGUUUAAAUUAAUUGGGUCAUCAAACAUCAGGUGUCUCGAUGGAAAGUGGAGCUCAACAGCUCCUUUGUGUACAGAUAUUGACGAGUGUUCAGAGGGAGUAUCCCGUUGUCAUGCCAACGCUGAGUGCACAAAUACCAUUGGUUCUUUUACGUGCAAAUGUAACGUAGGCUCAGUUGGAAAUGGCAAGAGUUGUUUCAAGAAUUGCAAUGAUCCGGGUACACCAAAAAAUGGUCAGAGAAAAGGCAGCGAUUUUGAUCAUGGAAGUGAAUUAACUUUUUCAUGCCAACCUGAUUUUACGCUUGUCGGAGGCAGGAAUAUUACUUGCCGCGAUGGAACGUGGGGUGGCAGAGUUCCUGUGUGUAUGGCCAACUGCAAAAAUCCAGGAGUUCCACUUCAUGGUUCCAGGACGGGCGACAAUUUUCAAAACGGACAAACUGUUAGUUUUUCAUGUAAUCGUGGCUACAAGUUGAUUGGCAGAAAGGCUAUAAGGUGUCAGAGAGGAGUAUGGAGUUCAUCUUUACCACAGUGUAAAAAGAGUUGCAAUGAUCCAGGUAGGCCUAACAACGGCCAAAGAAGGGGCGGUGAUUUCCAGCACGAAAAGACAGUGACGUUCACAUGUCAACCUAAUUUUAAGCUUGUUGGUCGUGGAGCUAUAACUUGCCGUGAUGGAACAUGGAGUGGCAGAGUUCCAGUGUGUAUGGCUAGCUGCAAAAAUCCUGGAGUUCCACGUCAUGGUGUAAGGCCAAGCGUCAACUUCCAACAUGGAAAAAUAGUCAAUUUUUGGUGCAAAAGUGGUUACACGUUGAUCGGUAGUAGGUCAAUAAGGUGUCAGAACGGAGUUUGGAGUUCAUCAUCUUUACCGCAGUGUAAAAAGACUUGCAAUAAUCCAGGUACACCAAAAAACGGCCAAAGGAAAGGGAAUGAUUUCCGUCACGGAAGGAAUGUAACGUUUACUUGUCAAACUGAUUUUAAGCUUCUUGGUAACGAGACUUUAACCUGCAGUGAUGGAACAUGGAGUAGCAGAGUUCCCGUAUGUUCAGCCAGCUGCCAGAAUCCAGGAGCUCCACGCCAUGGUUCCAGGACAGGCGACAAUUUUCAGCAUGGAAAGACAGUCAGUUUUUCAUGUAAUCAUGGCCACAUGUUAAUUGGUAGGAAGGUCAUAAGGUGUCAGAAAGGAGUAUGGAGUUCAUCUGUACCGCAGUGUAAAAAAUCUUGCAUUGAUCCUGGUAAACCACGGAAUGGUCGCAAAAUCGGGGCAGAUUACCGUCACGGAAGAAGCGUGUCUUUUGUUUGCCAACGUACGUUUAAACUAACAGGAGUGAACAGAAUCACUUGCCGUGAUGGGGCAUGGAGUGGCAACGUACCCACAUGUAGAGCGUUAUGUCCUGCCCUUACCAACAUAAGACAUGGCUCUUACAACGGAAGUAACUAUGCAGGAGACAGUGUUACAUACACAUGUGACGAUCGGUACUUGUUAGAUGGCUCUUCUGUCGUCACGUGCGUCGAUGGGCGAUGGAAUGGAACUAGACCCAUCUGUAGAGCUCCGUGUUCUCCUCCAAUUCCACCAGUUAACGGUUUCGUCUUCGGCGAUAACCACCAACACCAAUCGGUUGUUCAGUUCUGGUGCGAUCAAGGUUAUAUAUUACAGGGCUCCGCGUCUAGUGAGUGUUUUGAUGGAAAAUGGGACAAGAGAGCUCCCCUCUGUAAAGACACCACCAAAUCAUGCAGGAAGCCUACUCUUCCGCCGAAUGCAUAUCUAAGACUCGUGCAGUCUCAGAUGGAAGUGUUUCCCGACGGUGCAAGAGUGUAUUAUCGGUGCAAUCUGGGAUACUCGCAGGUUGGAUUUCCCAUUCAAAGAUGUGCGAAUGGACAGUGGACUAAACUGGCUUUCAGAUGUCAACCAAGAUCUUGUGGUAACCCAGGACGUAUCAAAAAUGGCAAAAUAAGCAGUUAUGUGUUCACGUACAAUAGAACGGUCGAGUACUCCUGCAGUCCUGGGUAUACUCUUAUGGGAUCUAAGACUCGUUUAUGCCAAGCCAACGGAACGUGGAGUGGAACAUCAGCCCGAUGCACGACGGUGGACUGUCGUCCCCUUACUGCUCCUUCCAAUGGAGAGAUUGUCGAAGCAUCCACCUCUUUCAAAGGAAAAGUGAAAUUCCGCUGCGUUGGCAUGCAAUAUAAAUUGGUAGGACCGUCAAUACGGACGUGUCUCCCAAAUGGACAAUGGAGCGGUACACAGCCAUCUUGUGAUUUGAUUGUUUGUAGCGAUCCCGGGACUCCAGAAAACGGAAAGAGAAAAAUUACUCGCGGAUUGUACCACACUGGUUCUGUGCGAUUUUCUUGCACAAGAAAACACAAACUCGUUGGAGCACAUAUAAUCUACUGCAUGAGAGAUGGUACCUGGAGCAGACCUAAGCCGAACUGUUUAGCCCCCUGCUCAAAUCCCGGCACGCCCAAAAACGGCAGGCGGAAUGCAAGUGAUUUCAGACAUAACCGGGUAGUUCGAUUCCGUUGCAAUAGGAAUUUUCGACUCGUCGGCUUAAAAGCAAUAACUUGCAAGAAUGGACAAUGGAGUGGAGCUGCACCUACGUGUCAAGAAAGGAACUUGCAUUAAUGAAGCAAGAGUGAAUAAUUACAACAAAGCGUUAGCAAGGAUAAUCAUUUUUAAGUUUUAAAGUAUAUACAUAUUGUUUUUGUUUCAAUUUAACAACCUCAAAGAUGUGUUAUAGGUUUGAGGUCUGGUUUCCAUUUUCUAUUACUAAUAUUUUUACCACUGUAAUGAAUCAUGGAUGUCUUUAACCAUGUUUCUGAUUGUAGUGAGGUCAGCGACAGUAUCCUCUUAACGCCCACCUCUCUUGUGCGGCCAAUCUGCUAUGGCCCCAAGAUACCCGUUAAGGGAAAGCUCAUAUUUUAGUUACAAGAAACUGAGAGCACCAUUAUUUCUCUCGAUCUCUACAACGAGAAAUACAGAACUGCAAGGUGAGCAGCGCUAAAAUGAAGACAUAUUUCAAGCUCAAGAUAUGGUAAUAUCCACUGUUAAGUAUCUUUUUCAGUAUUGUUCAAUAUUUCCAUUUGAAAGCACAGGCUUGACAGAAACUUGCCGACAAAUAGUGGAUUAAAGCUGAUAGAGACACUUAAAGUUAGCAAUACCAAAAAUGUAUCAUUUUAAAAAUGUACUUUAAAUGUGGCAAUGGUCUUUCUUACAA